GUUGCUAUAAUUUAUGCUCUAGUCGAGAGAGAGAGAGUCCAGAUUUCAGAGCAGAUUAUAAAAGACAGACAGCGAGAGAUGGAGGGUCUGAGCCGGAGCAUAGGGUGGUCCGCGGCGGCGUUUGUUUUGACAUGCGCAGUGCUGGUGAUGAUGCCGGCGGAGGUGUCUGCAGUGCGUUACAUCGUCGGAGCUAACAUGGGUUGGAAUUCAAAUGUGAACUACACCAUUUGGGCUCAAGGCAAACAUUUCUAUCUCGGCGAUUGGCUCUUCUUCGUGUAUGAUAGGAACCAGAUGAAUGUGCUUGAGGUAAACAAGACAGAUUACGAGAAUUGCACUUCUGAUCAUCCCAUUCACAAUUGGACCACCGGUGCUGGAAGGGAUGUGGUUCCUCUCAAUGUUACAAAAACUUAUUAUUUCAUCAGCGGAAAAGGAUUCUGCUAUGGAGGCAUGAAAGUAGCAAUUCACGUUGAAAAACUACCGCCCCCACCAUCGUCUUUGCCGGAAAGGAGUGGUUCUCCGGGUUUGCUAUCUACUUUUAGAGGGCAGAUUUUCGUGCCGACUCUUUUUGCCAUUGCUGCUGUAUGGGACUCGUUUCUCUACAUCGGGUAGCAGUUUCUUGCCAUCUUUCAUGAGAUAUCAGCAUAUUUGAUCGUUUGAACAAUUACUUAAACCCCUAGCAGUUUCUUGCCAUCUUUCAUGAGAUAUCGGCAUAUUUGAUCGUUUGAACAAUUACUUAAACCCAAUGGUGAAGAAAUAUUGAGGAGUGUCUUAUUUGUUUAUCGGUUUUCUUCUUUUCUUGUUCAUCUUUCGUGGUUUGAUUUUGACCCGAAAGAUAAAACAGUUAUUCAGCUCAAAAUUGGUGGAUUGCGGCAA
Olea europaea var. sylvestris is the source of this 873-nucleotide messenger RNA. RefSeq names its product lamin-like protein. The record is from RefSeq and is a predicted model, not a curated record. The transcript has 3 exons. The coding region runs from base 79 to 609 and encodes 176 amino acids. Gene Ontology annotation, molecular function: electron transfer activity. Gene Ontology annotation, cellular component: plasma membrane. NCBI's taxonomy places the organism in Eukaryota, Viridiplantae, Streptophyta, Magnoliopsida, Lamiales, Oleaceae.